Molecule: messenger RNA, 2097 nt
Organism: Schistosoma intercalatum
Lineage: Eukaryota; Metazoa; Platyhelminthes; Trematoda; Strigeidida; Schistosomatidae
Source: the annotation of a GenBank genome assembly
CUGUGGACUGUAAUGGACUUAGCUAGUAAAGCUGGUGAUCUUGAAGAAACAGUACACUCUAGUGUAAAUCAUCUCGAAUAUAUUGUUAAACAUUUAGAAGAUGCUCUUAUUAUUCGACAUCGAUUUAAACAAAGUCGUAAAAAUAACAGUUCCAUUUCAACGGCACAAACAUCUGUAUCUAGUCCAGCUAAUACAAAUGAACAAAUAGUAAAUAAAGAUAAUUCUUGGUAUGCUAUACUUCCGCUUACAAUAAGCAAUAGAUCACGUAUUCCUGGUCCACGACCUUGUUCACCACAAUCAAGCAGUUAUCUUAAUGGAUUAUACUUAAUUAUUAAAGCGCUUUAUGUUUUUAAUUCAACUGGACAAUUAUUUUUGUUAGCUAGGUUUUUAGGUCAAACCACAAUAUUUUUUGGACCACAAAUGUUAAUUGAUCUUAUAAUUGGUACACAGUGGUAUCAAAGUGGAAAUUUUCCACGUGUUUCAUUUUGUGAUUUAGAUAUGCGUAAAAUGGGAAAAAAUUAUCAUAGAUAUACAUUACAAUGUGUAUUAAGUAUUAAUAUGUUUAAUGAAAAAAUUUUCAUUUUUCUUUGGUUCUGGUUUAUUGGUAUCACUUUAAUAAAUAUACACAGCUUCUUACGUUGGUGUUGUAGAUCAACAUUUCAAACUAGUCGAGUAUGUUUUAUUAGAAGUUUAUUAUUUAAUAAAAUCUCAAUGAAGAUAAACAAUAAUAAUAUUAAUAAUAAUAAAUCAGACUAUUCAUCAAAUAAUACUAAUUCCAAUGUAACACAAAAUUCUGAUUAUCAGUCGACUAGUCAACAAUCAACAACAAUACAGUUAGCUGAUUCAUUAUCUUCUGAAUGUUAUAAUGAACAAUUAUCAAUAACUGAUAAAAAAGCAUCAGCAUUUUUUACUGAACAUAUUUUAGGACAAGAUGGUGUAUUUGUAUUACGUUUAAUUGCAUUAAAUGUUGGUCAAUAUAUUGCAUCAAAAAUAGCUUGUCUUAUUUGGGAUCGUUAUAGACUUGUGAAUAAUACAUCAAAGUAUACACGUACAAUAAAGAGAACACAAGAAACACCGAUAACGACGGCGACGACGAUGAUGACCACCACCACCACCGCCACCACAACAACAAUAACAAAAUCACAAACAAAACAUGUUGUAACCAGUAGUAUUAGACAAUUGUCGAAUAUUGUUCAAAAUCCACCUAUUCCUGAAAGAAAAGAUAAAACUAAACAUAACAAAGAAUUAAAUUUAUCAACAUCUAAUAAUAUUGUAAGAAUUAGAACAAUAAAUGCAUCUAAUACAAUUGGACAAUAUUCACAAAGUUUACCAUCACAAUCAUCUAUAUAUAGUUCAAGAAAUUCUUUUAAUAAUUCUUAUGAUCAUUGUUCACAUUCUGAUAGAAAUUCCUCAAAUAAUUCAAGAAUUCAAAGUUUAAAUCAAACAAAUAAUUUUGUUUAAAAAAUAUACUACUUAUAAGUAACACUAUCUUAUUAUAUACAUUUAAUUAAGUUUAUGAACAAACGAACAUAGAUAACACUAACAGAAUAUCUCUAUGGAUUUCAUUAUUGUGAUAUUUCAAUAACAUAAUUUCUUUUAUCUAUUAAUUAGAUAGUCAUUUAUUUUCCUAUUCAUUAAAUAUGCAUAAUAUUCUUGGAGUUAUUCAGUUUGAUUGUUAUUUUUGUCGGAAUAAGAGUUUGUGGGAAUUGUAGUAAUUUAAUGGUUGAAUUCUUGUAUCGAUUUAAAUUAGAUCACCUGAAAAACCUGGAAGUACUGGAUGACCGUUUUGUUUUAGUAUGAGACAUCAUUGGAUACCGAGUCAGUGGUUUAGAGAUUAAGCAUUUGCGCAUGAGACCGAAGGUUCUGGGUUCGAAUUAUACGUGAAGGAUUGUGGAUGCUCACUGCUGGAGGAGUCCAAUACUUAGGACGGAACAGUUAUCAAGUGCUUUCAGGUUUUCUAGAAUAGUCUAGACUAAAUCAACUCAUAAAAUAAUUUCUUGAAUUAAUUAACAUUAGAAUUUUGUGACAUUUUUUGUUUUUUUUUCUUUGUAAAAUAAUUCAUAUGUACUGAAGAAUAAAUCAUUUUACCUGGUGAAA